This is a messenger RNA of Humulus lupulus (European hop), 1548 nucleotides long. Its product is annotated as patatin-like protein 2. Gene Ontology annotation, biological process: lipid metabolic process. The transcript is spliced from 7 exons. The record is from RefSeq and is a predicted model, not a curated record. Gene Ontology annotation, molecular function: monoacylglycerol lipase activity; glycerophospholipase activity. Bases 136 to 1410 code for a protein of 424 amino acids. NCBI's taxonomy places the organism in Eukaryota, Viridiplantae, Streptophyta, Magnoliopsida, Rosales, Cannabaceae.
UCAUAUAUUAUCCAUUUCUUUGCUGAGAUAUAUAUAUACAUAUAUAUACCAAAUUUUUCUAGCUAUAGAUCUUUUAAAUAAACUUCUCUCUACUAAUAAUAAUUAAGUAUAUAUACAUAAGAAAUAAUAUUUGUUAUGGAAGGAAGCUAUACCAAUAUUCCAGCCAAUAAUUUGAAGACUCCAACCUCUGGUAGUCUACGUUUGCAGCCUCCAACCUAUGGAAAUCUAAUCACUGUUCUCAGCAUUGAUGGGGGUGGAAUUAGAGGUCUCAUCCCAGGAAUCGUCCUUAGUUUCUUAGAAAAAGAAUUACAGAAAUUGGACGGUGAGAGUGCAAGACUUGCAGAUUAUUUUGAUGUGAUUACUGGAACAAGCACAGGUGGUCUUGUUACUGCCAUGUUAACUGCGCCUAAUGAAAACAACCGUCCUAUGUUUGCUGCUGAAGAUAUUAAGGAAUUCUAUCUCAAUGAGUGCCCUAAAAUUUUCCCACAAAAUAGUUGUCCAGUAUUCCCUCACCUUCAGAAGGUCAUCAAUGCUUUAACAGGACCAAAAUACGAUGGUAAGCAUCUACAUAAACUCGUAAAAGAAAAGCUAGGCGACACAAAAUUGCACCAGACUUUGACCAAUGUUGUCAUUCCAACAUUUGACAUCAAACAACUCCAUCCAACUAUAUUUUCCAGCUACGAGGUGAAGAAAAAUCCAUCCUCAAAUCUCGAUGUCUUUCUCUCAGACAUUUGCAUUGCAACUUCAGCUGCUCCAACUUAUCUUCCAGCCCAUUACUUCGAAACAAAGGAUUCUGAUGGCCAAGUUAUUAGAAAAUUUCACCUCAUAGAUGGUGGUGUUGCUGCAAACAAUCCGACUCUAGUGGCAAUUAGUGAAGUGUCGAAGGAGAUAACACGAGGGAGUGAGGCUUUCUCACCAAUGAAUCCAUUGGACUAUGCUCGAUUCUUGGUGAUAUCGUUAGGAACUGGGUCUUCGAAAGCUCAAAUGAAAUAUGAUGCCCCAGAUGCUGCCAAGUGGGGUUUGCUAAGUUGGUUAAACAGAGGUGGUUCUACCCCAAUUAUUGAUGUGUUUUCUCAUGCAAGUGUCGACAUGGUCGAUCUCCAUCUCUCUGUUGUUUUUCAAGCCUUGAACUCAGAGGAGAACUAUCUUCGAAUUCAGGAUGACACUCUGACUGGGGACGUAUCAUCAGUAGAUAUAGCUACAAACAAAAAUUUGGAAGAUCUUGUCAAAGUUGGGGAAAAAUUAUUGAAAAAGCCAGUUUCUAGAGUUAAUUUGGAGACUGGUCGCUUCGAGAUUUGUUGCCAGGAGACUAAUGAAAAGGCUCUUAUAAGGUUUGCUAAAAUACUGUGCGAUGAGAAGCAAUUUCGCAAUGCAAGGUCUCCUAACGUCAAUACCCUUUGGCAGCUAUGAUCCAUUUCAAGAAGACGAAUUAUUGUUCAUUAAUGAUUAAUUUCCAAUGAUCAGUUUCAUUUACCAUAUUUUCUCGUUUUUUUUGUACGGAAUAAACUUUCAAUGAUUAAUAAUAUAUUAUAAUCUUUUCCUUGGUUA